AUGAUGAGACCAGAAGAUGAUGCCGUCAGUCCCCGCAAGAGAAGGAGAAUCACUCCUCCCCAAGCGGCUCCGUACAUCCUCCGAGAGCUGCUCGCCGACUUGCCGUUAGCCAACGAUGAUCCCAAUGCGGACGUCCAUAUCACCUGCGUGGAAUAUUGGAAUGACAACCUCUACAUCGGUACCUCCGCUGCGGAGGUUCUACAUUUCGUCUGUCUCCCAGCCGAUCCCUCUGAUGAGUCGAGCGAAUCGUCCUUUAUCCUCGCGUCGCGAUUACCGAUCUUUCACUCACAGAAUUCCGCCGCUUCUACCGGCCAAGGCGUUCAACAAAUAAUCCUACUUCCGUCGGUCAACAAGGCUUGUAUACUCUGCAAUGGCACGCUCACAUUCUACCUGUUACCGGAGCUCAGCCCAGCAUUUGGCAACACAAAAGUCAGCAACUGUCGUUGGAUUGGUGGUAUUGACCUUAGUAGGGCGCCGGAUGACAUCGAACCACCUGCGCUUAUGGUUGCGCUCCAGAACCGAAUUAUGCUGGUCAAGAUUGGUGAUGAUGCUCGACGUAUAAGAAAUAUUGAGUUUCCGGGAUGCUUGGUAGCAGCGCGGAGGGGAACAAUUGCAUGCGCCGCAGAUACUCAUGCUUAUUCGUUGCUUGAAGUGGAACAUCAACAGAAGAUACCCCUGUUUCCUAUAUCGUCAUCGAACGAGAUAUUCGAGUCUGGUCAUGUAGAAGAAAUGCCAACGGCAUUACCUGUCCCUUCGAAAACUUCUCCGUCACCACCUAAUGCCAAUUCUCCCCCUGUGGAAGGCCAGCAUAGUCAGAGUGUGGGCUCCCCGUCGGUUUUACAGGAUCGAUCAAGCUCCGUUACUCCAGAACCCCCUCCGGCUUCUGAGACACCCCGGCCGUCAAACUCGCAGGAUCGAGAUGAAAAUUCGGAAGAUGCUCCACAAGAUCCUCAGUCGAACACUGCCGAUAAGAAGCCACUACCGCCUUUACCAAAACCACUACCGACACGGCUAAAACCGCAUGUGGUGUCCGCGAGUGCCAAUGAAUUCCUACUGGUCACGGGAACCGCAGAGAAAGAGCCUGGUGUUGGAAUGUUUGUCAAUAUGGACGGUGAUAUGGAGCGCAGCACAAUCAACUUUGACAGAUACCCUGAAUCGGUUGCUAUCGACACAAGGGAUGAAGAUAAUCCUAUCCAGUCUGUUGGAGAUGGCAAAGAAGAGCGCAUUAUUGCUGUCUUGGAGUACCGUGAAGAUGGGCAGUUAUGCAAACGUUUGGAAGUGCAACGGCUGGACAUCGACCCCAGCGAAGCCGAGAAACAAAAGAAAUGGGUAGAGAUACCCUUGGACAAAGACUCGAAACCGGUCCAGGUUGGCCUUCGCCAUACAAUCAGUUCUAGCCAGCUUGAACUCUCUGAGAUGGGAGGCUUGCUGCGCAUGGUGCGCCUUAAGACACCGUCACUAAUGCCUCAUAUUCCUGCGACAGACCCAAGGACACAAGAAUCCAUAGAGCAAUUGCAAAAAGAGAAAGAACUAUUUGAAUCUCAAGAAUUAACAGACUCCGAAGGGUCAAGGAGGGGUGGCGGUUCUUCAGAGCGCGACUGGGAAGCUGAGCGCAAUGCAGAAGAGGCCCGGUUCGCCCGUGGACUCGGUAGAGGCCAAAGUAGCCUUGUCAUGUGGGCUGGGAGCCGCAUCUGGCGGAUAAUGAGGAACCCAUUGACUGUUCAGCUGGAUGAUGUCCUACAAAAGGCGCAGGUGGCCGAUGAUGGUGGUCAUCAAGUCUUGGAUAGGGAUAUUAUCAUGGACAUCAUUCAAUCAGCCCAGAAUAUCGAGCCUGCAUCUGAGGCGGACUUUCUUGGCCUUAACUACGUGAAACAAAAAGCGAGUCUGAUGCUCUUUGGAGAUCUUGUCUUCAUGAAUCAGGAAAGCAGGAGUGACACAGUCAUUGGGGCAACAGAAAAAGCACUCGUGGAUGGAAAUCUUGAUCCUCGUAUGGUCUUGAUAUUGAUUCCAUUACUGCGGAAGGAAGUUCUGCAAGGGCCCCAGGGGAUCUGGAUCCAAGCAGGCUUGGCAGCGAUUGCAGACAAAUACAUACGGCAAUCCGAAGAGACUGAGGAUAGCUCGGCGAAAACUGGUGCUGCUGAUAGCAGUGUCUUGGACAUGGUUAAACGUUUUCUACUAUCGUGGCAGCAGAAGAGGGGCUACGGUAGCAUCACGGAUGAGACAUAUGUCUUUGACAGCGUCGAUGCCGCACUUCUGCAUUUGCUCUUGGAACAGGAUUCGGCUUCGACAGCGGAACAACGAGUAUCGUCGCCCAUUCGCAGUGAGCUUAAUCGGUUAGUGGACAAUUGGAAGGGUAACUUUGAUCGGGCGGUGAAAUUGUUAGAGAGCUAUAACCGGCUCUUUAUUUUGAGCCGCCUGUACCAGAGCCAGAAGAUGUCCCGGAAUGUGCUCAAGACGUGGCGGAGAAUCAUAGAAGGGGAGGAAGAUAUCGGUGGAGAAGUGACACCAUCUGGCGCUGAAUUGCAAAUGCGCCGGUAUUUGGUUAAGAUUAAAGACGCACAAUUGGUGGAAGAGUAUGGUUCCUGGCUGGCUGGACGUAACCCUAAGCUCGGUAUCCAGGUUUUUGCGGAUGGUACGAGCAGAGUCAAGCUGGAGCCUGCAGAUGUGGUUGGGAUGCUCAAAGAGCAGGCGCCGAAUGCAGUCCAGGCGUAUUUGGAGCAUCUUGUUUUCUUCAAAAACUACUCCCAAUACGCGGACGACCUUGUUUCGUACUAUCUGGAUACGGUGCUUUCUGUUCUGCAGUCGUCGCCUGAGGCGCGAACAUCACUGUCCGAGUCCUACUCGACAUAUCGUGCGCUACGACCUCCCAAGCCAACAUACAUGAGCUUUAUCACGGCCAACAUACCAUCCGAACCGUGGUGGCAAACGAGACUGCGCCUUCUACAGCUGCUUGGCGGUGGAAGCAGCACUCAGUUCUCGUCGAUGUCACCCACACCAGCCAGUCUUUCCUAUUCUAUUCCCACCGUUCUUGCUCGGAUCGAACCCUUCCAGGAUGAAUUAGUAUCUGAGAGCAUCAUUUUAGAUGGUCUCCAGGGGCGUCACCGGGAAGCCCUCCGACUCCUAACGCACGGCCUAGGUGACUAUGAUUCAGCAGUCCGUUACUGUCUUUUUGGAGGCCCCCGUAGCACCAGCUCUACAGGGGCCCUGACAGAGUUCGCAGAACGGCCAGUGCAGACUGAGCUAUUCCGCCAUCUCCUGGACGAGUUUCUGCGAAUUGAAGAUCCAACCGAUCGUCUCGAGAGGACAACUGAUUUGCUAUCCCGGUUCUCCGCCUGGUUCGAUGUGCGGGAGGUACUAGAACUUGUCCCUGAUGACUGGAGCGUCGAGAUCAUGAGCGUGUUCCUUGGCCGUGUGUUCCGGGUAUUGGUAUCACAGAGGCGCGAAGUAAAGAUUGAACGGGCUCUCAGUGCAGGUUUGAACCUGCGGGUUGGUACGGAGUACAUUGAAGGAAUGGAGAAGACAGGAGGAUGGAUUGAAGAUGACGAGGGAGUACGGAAGAUUCGCGGGGAUGGAGGCGACGGAGAUGAAAAGCAAGUGCCGGGGCAAAUAGAUGGAAGUGAUUUCGGGAAUAUGGUGGACGCUGGCGCGCAUGAUAACGACAAUGUUUUGGCUUGA
Molecule: messenger RNA, 3675 nt
Organism: Aspergillus chevalieri
Lineage: Eukaryota; Fungi; Ascomycota; Eurotiomycetes; Eurotiales; Aspergillaceae
Product: putative TGF beta receptor associated protein 1
Exons: 3
Coding region: 1-3675 (1224 amino acids)
Biological process (GO): autophagy; endosomal vesicle fusion; vesicle-mediated transport
Cellular component (GO): fungal-type vacuole membrane; cytoplasm
Source: RefSeq, a predicted model, not a curated record